Molecule: messenger RNA, 3824 nt
Organism: Penicillium subrubescens
Lineage: Eukaryota; Fungi; Ascomycota; Eurotiomycetes; Eurotiales; Aspergillaceae
Gene: chsB
Product: chitin synthase class II
Exons: 5
Coding region: 248-3478 (1076 amino acids)
Cellular component (GO): cell septum; cell periphery
Molecular function (GO): chitin synthase activity
Source: RefSeq, a predicted model, not a curated record
UUCUCAUUAUUCUCAAGCUCUUUCCUUGUGCCAUCUCCCACAUCUACUGCUUCCUCUUCUCAGGUACUUGGUUUUCAUAAAGUACACGUGACCUGCUACUCCUCUCAGCGGUGGUACCAGUAAAGUCCUGAUCCAAGGUCCCAUUGCGCAGCCUGUCUCACCCGCACCAACCGCAUUGCGUUCCUCUACUAUGAGGAACUAAACCACUCCAGCCCCUCUCAAAACGAACACAUUCCACGUUCACAUCAUGAGCCGUCAUCCGCCAUCCAAUUACGGCGAUGGGCCGCCUGCCUACUUUGACCAAGAUGCGUCCUCGUACCUCUCCGACCAUGAGUCUCCCAAUGGUGCGUCGCGACAGAACGGCGCCACUAUGCGCCUACUCCCAACCAGCGGCGACAUCGAUGCGGAUAUGAGUAGCCAUCGCGCACCCUCGCCAUCGCAAUACCAGCCAGCUUAUUUUGAUUCUACCCCAACUGGCCAAGUGCCUUCAUACGACAAUCGCUAUUACAAUGUCCCUAGCGCAACGUCACCAUCGCGUCCGCCUUCCAGCAUUGGAGUUCCCCCCAGCAUCCCGGCACCCACUGCUAGCCUCGCAGAUACAUCAGUCUACCCAUCAAUUCCCCCACGAACAGGUUCACCUACCCGCCCUUGGAGUCCCGGCCACGUUCGCCCUCCUUCAGUGUCGAGUGUCGGAUACGAGCGCGCAGACAUCAAUGGUAGUCCACGUCCUGGGACACCCAGUUCGAGAUAUGGAGGAAGCCCUAGGAGACCUCUGCCUCCGGCACCCUUAUUCUCUGGACCAGCACCGUCCUCGGCUACAGAUUCCAGUAUUGAUAUUGCCGAUGGAAUGUCUGGUGCGGACCCGUUCGGUGGAGGCGGCCGGACUAUUAAUCACACAUCUCGCGGCAGUGUCCGAUCAUUCAUGAGCGAGUCGACAGUAAUGGGCGAUGAGAAGGACGAAAUGGCCAAGGUCGACUUGGAAGAAGACGACGAUGACGAGUCCAGCAUGAUCGAUCCGAAUCUGCACUAUGGACCUGCGCCAGAUAAGCAAGGCCGCCGUGGUGUUCGCGCUACUCAAAUGGCCAAGAAGGAGGUUCAACUCAUCAACGGCGAGCUGAUUCUGGAGUGCAAGAUUCCCACCAUCCUGCACAGUUUCCUUCCCCGCCGCGAUGAGCGCGAGUUUACUCACAUGCGGUACACGGCUGUGACCUCCGAUCCCGACGAGUUCACAUCUCGGGGUUAUAAGCUGCGCCAGCAAAUUGGUAGCACUACCCGUGAGACCGAGUUGUUUAUUUGCGUGACCAUGUACAACGAAGAUGAGAUUGGCUUCACUCGAACGAUGCAUGGUAUCAUGCGCAAUAUCACCCACUUCUGUUCGCGUACCAAGUCCCGUACUUGGGGCAAGGAUGGAUGGAAGAAGAUUGUGGUCUGUAUCAUUUCCGAUGGUCGGAAGAAGGUGCAUCCACGCACUUUGAAUGCAUUGGCCGCGCUCGGUGUUUAUCAGGAAGGAAUUGCGAAGAAUAUUGUCAACCAGAAGGAAGUGCAAGCACAUGUGUACGAGUACACCACGCAGGUGUCGCUUGACUCGGACUUGAAGUUCAAGGGUGCUGAGAAGGGUAUCAUGCCUUGUCAGGUUAUCUUCUGUCUGAAGGAACACAACCAGAAGAAGCUCAACUCUCACCGAUGGUUCUUUAAUGCCUUUGGUCGUGCCUUGCAGCCGAAUAUCUGUAUCCUCCUCGACGUUGGUACUAAGCCUGAGCCAACUGCCUUGUAUCACUUGUGGAAGGCCUUCGAUCAGGACUCCAAUGUUGCUGGUGCUGCUGGAGAAAUCAAGGCCGGAAAGGGUAAGGGUAUGCUGGGUCUCUUCAACCCGCUCGUUGCCAGUCAGAACUUCGAGUACAAGAUGUCCAACAUUCUGGACAAGCCUCUGGAGUCUGUGUUUGGUUACAUUACUGUGCUUCCGGGUGCGCUGAGUGCCUAUCGCUUCUUCGCCCUCCAGAAUGACGCCGACGGUCAUGGUCCACUGAACCAAUACUUCAAGGGUGAGACCCUGCACGGUCAGGAUGCGGAUGUCUUCACAGCCAACAUGUACCUGGCCGAGGAUCGUAUUCUCUGCUGGGAGCUGGUCGCCAAACGAGAAGAGAGAUGGGUGCUCAAGUUCGUCAAGAGUGCUGUUGGAGAGACUGAUGUACCCGACUCGGUGCCUGAGUUCAUCUCACAGCGUCGUCGUUGGCUGAACGGUGCUUUCUUCGCGGCCGUGUACUCGAUUUUCAAUGCUAAGCAGAUCUGGAAGACGGAUCACUCGCUGGCAAGAAAGAUCUUGUUGCACAUUGAGUUUGUGUAUCAAACCUUCAACCUCUUGUUCACUUACUUUGGUCUGGCAAAUUUCUACCUUGCUUUUUACUUCAUCGCUGGCUCGCUCACUGAUGAGAAGCUUGAUCCAUUUGGUCACAAUAUGGGCAAAUACAUCUUUAUUGUGCUGCGCUAUGCCUGUGUUCUGGUUAUGUGCUUGCAAUUCAUCAUUUCUCUGGGUAAUCGUCCUCAAGGAGCGAAAAAUAUGUACCUCUCCGGUAUCAUCGUCUACGCCGUUAUCAUGUUCUACACCGUCUUCUGCGCUCUCUACCUUGUCGUCAUGGAGCUCAUGUCGCGUGCCGGUGUUGGUAAAAAAGACUUGCAUGUCAGCAGUACGCUCCUCAUGAACAUUGUCCUGUCCAUGUUGUCCACCGUCGGCCUGUACUUCUACACUUCCUUCCUGUACCUCGAUCCGUGGCACAUGUUCACCUCAUCCGCGCAAUAUUUCCUGCUCCUGCCCAGCUACAUCUGCACGUUGCAGGUCUACGCCUUUUGCAAUACGCACGACGUGACAUGGGGAACCAAGGGUGACAACGUCAUCAACACAGAUCUCGGUGCUGCUAAGGUCAUCAACGGGUCCACUGUAGUUGUCGAAAUGCCCUCCGAGCAACUAGACAUUGACAGCGGCUACGACGCCGCCCUUCGCAACCUCCGUGAUCGUCUCGAAGUCCCCGAGACUCCCAUCCCCGAGGCCCAGAUGCAAGAAGACUACUACCGCGCUGUCCGCACGUACAUGGUUUCCAUCUGGAUGGCUGCUAAUGUUAUUCUCGGCAUGGCUGUCUCCGAGGUUUACGGCGUGGACUCGGGCGGUACGAAUAUCUAUCUCGCUAUUGUUUUGUGGGCUGUCGCUGUCCUGGCAGCUGUGCGUGCUAUUGGUUCAACGAUUUAUGCGAUUUUGAACCUUGUGCAUAAGAUCGUUGAAGGAAAGACGAAGUUUGAUGCGGGUAACAUAUCGAAUUUCGCGCCGAGUUCCUUUGGUGGGAGUAGUGUGGGCGGAAGUUCGGAGGGGAGCGGUCCUUCAAAGCCUAUUCGGUAUAGUGGUGGGCCGAGCUUUAAGGAUCGUGUUGCUGAGGCGAGGUGGACUGCUGGCCGAACUUUGGGCAAGGCGAUGUUCUGGCGAAAAUAGACAUGCUAUGUUCCUUUUUUUGCCUUGGCUGUCUGAUGCCUUUUGAUGUUGGAGUCUCAUUUACGGAGUUUGUUUUCCUAUGAUAUCUGGGUCUAUGACUUUGUUAUGUUAUGUUUCUUUUUUUUUCUUAUGAUGGAAAUAUUGUGAUGGUUAAUGCCCCACCCCUGUCACAGACACCUAGGGCGAUGUGUAUAUGUGAACAAUGGAAUGUACUUAUGCGUUUGAAUUGGAUAGGAUGAAUGGUUUUCGAUGAAGAUUUUCUACACUUGAAGUACGAUUGGUAAACCAACUUCCUGUUUAACAUGUAACUGCCGUUGCUACUUGCCCUUAAAUCCGAAUUUAUUAU